Messenger RNA from Haliotis rubra (blacklip abalone), 7610 nucleotides. RefSeq names its product RNA-binding motif, single-stranded-interacting protein 3-like. Gene Ontology annotation, cellular component: ribonucleoprotein complex; cytosol; nucleus. Gene Ontology annotation, molecular function: mRNA 3'-UTR binding; poly(A) binding; poly(U) RNA binding. Lineage: Eukaryota; Metazoa; Mollusca; Gastropoda; Lepetellida; Haliotidae. The record is from RefSeq and is a predicted model, not a curated record.
CUGGGGGUAACUUGUGACAAGCCGGGCUGGAAAGGGGCGGAGGAAAGUUUGGUACUUCAACAAGACAACGAGGGUCGCGAAACUUUCAGCAUUCGGAAUGAAGGACGUUGUGUCAGCAGACGACAGCACGACCAUUCAGUGCAAAGUGAAGGAUUCCGAAAGCCCAGAAAGAAGUUCCGGAUCCAAGCCGGAUAGUUGUGACACUCCUCCUGAGGAUAUCGAUACAAAGGACAAGGCCCAAGAUUCACCCAAAUCAGACGCUAGUCCACCAGCGGAAAAAGAUAAACCAACCACCAGGGCUGCCCCAGUGAAGAAGUCAGCUGCGGUUUACCCUUCUAAACAAGUACAGCAAACUAGGCCAGUGUAUGCACCAAAGAACACAACAAUGUCACCUACUGCCACGCCCACAGCACCAGGGUACCACACCCCUCAGGGAUCAUGGACCCCCAACCCCUACUACCGGUCCUCAGGGGUAGGGAUGCGGUACUCGCAGCCCCACCCUGCAGCUUAUGGCAGCUAUGCACAGUCACCGAGUUAUCCACCUCGCAAUAUGCCUGCUGCCAGCCCCAACACCACCAGUAGCCAGUCCAGCAACCAGUCUCUAUCUGGAGAGAACCUCAGUCGAACAAACCUCUACAUUCGUGGCCUUAACCCCAACACCACAGACAAAGACCUUGUCACAUUAUGUCAACAGUUUGGAAAAAUUACGUCUACAAAAGCAAUAAUAGAUCAGAACACAAAUAAAUGCAAAGGGUAUGGGUUCGUAGACUUUGAGUCUCCACAAGCGGCUGAGGCUGCGGUCCAGACGCUCCAGAGUCAGGGCAUCCAGGCACAAAUGGCAAAGCAACAAGAACAAGAUCCCACUAACCUGUAUAUAGCUAAUCUCCCUAUAUACUUCACCGAGAAAAAUUUAGAAAAUAUGUUUAAAGACUACGGUACAGUGAUAUCCACAAGAAUAUUGAGGAAACCUGAUGGAUUGAGUCGUGGAGUGGGCUUCGCGCGCAUGGAGUCGAGGGAGAAGUGCCAGCAAGUUAUUGAUGCUUUCAAUGCUAAAAUUUUACCAGGUUGUACAGAAGCCUUGUUGGUGAAAUUGGCAGACAGCGGCAGUAAGAAGAAGAAUCAGUUCCAACAAGGGAGAUUAUUUCCUCCGGGAAGAGAAGAUGAACUAGGCCUUCAAUUACAGUUCAGUUACGACCAGCAAGCAAUUCCAGCAAAUCUGAACCAUGGUGUAGCCACACCGGCGGCGCUGCUCCCCACAGGACUCGUCCCCCGUAACUACACAUCAGUGGCGACGACCCCAGUGACGACCUAUCAGGUGUCGUCCAAUCCCGCCACUUGGGGAAUGCAUCCACAGUAUAUCAUGCAACCUCAGCUGCCUCAUUAUGUCGCCAGCCCCUAUGCCCAGUUGGCUUACCAACAGGGGGCACAGACUGGGGCCAUGCUGACAACGCUCCCCAUGGAGGAUCAUAAUUCGAAUGAAGAAACUGCCCAGCAUCACUUUCAAGCUUAUGCUGCUGCCGCUGCCAAAUAGAGUCUGAUGUGCUAACAGCACAUGUGUGUAAGUGCGUUCCACAGACGUUUCUAACGGCAACUGGCAGCCAUGUUGUGACUGGGAUGUGUGACUUCUCCAUUGUCAUGCUGAUGGACUACUGACACGGACUAUUUUCUACCAUUUUGCAAAUUCCCAUUUUUUGACUGCGGGAGUGAGAGGUUUCAUGUCAGAAUAUUUUUUAUUUUUCCUUUUUGUUGAGAGCAAGUUUCAUCAUAACUGUGACCAAAUGAACUUUUUGACUUGUAAAAAGAUAUGUUUUAAGUCCUGAGUUUAGUUCGUGUUACAAUGUAUAGAAUUUUUCGUAUGUUUCGCCAUGUAGAGUACAAAUGUUGAUCUUUUCAGAAAGAUUCUUUGAUUUAUGUGUAAGUUUUUUAAGGACUGAGAUUAUACUCUUGACUAUUUUGCUAAUUGUAGACUUUUCAUGAAGGGGGUAUUGUAGUCAAGUGAUCUUUACAGUUUAUUGUUGUUUAUUUUGCCAAAUUUGAGGGAUAUUUUUACACCUAUACACUAGGAAGUGCACUUUCUAUUUUGUAUGUUGGUCUGUGAAUUCAGCAACCAGUGCACGGUCAGGAUGGUGACUUUAUUCACUGUUAUUCAUGGUUAUUGAGCUAGAAUCAACAUGAAUUUUUCCAGUUGUAUAUUUUUGUGUUAGAUGUUAGAUUUUGAUGGCCUCCUCACAACACACCAGGGGUGUAAAAGGAUGUUUGUGUAUAAUGUAAUGCUGAACCACAGAUUGUUACGUGUUUUAUCACGUAAUAUUAGGUUAGUACUCUAUUGUUGGUCCUCAUUGAAAUACUGGAUGGAUAUAUAUAUAACCAGAUCCCCAAAAUAUUGUGAUGAAACAAAAAACGAUUCACGUGUUACACUCCUGUAUCAUAUACUGAGGGAACAAAAGAAGGGAAGACAUGAAAGCACACGUGUUCCUAUAUUUUAUUCCAAGGUUUCUUCACAAGCCUUGUAUCGCACAGCUUGUGAAGAAACCUGGAAAAAAAUAAAGGAACAUUUGUGCUUUCAUGUGAUCCCUUAUUUUUUUCCCUUAGUAUAUAUACGGAGCUAAAAACGUUGGGAAUCAUUACAAUUUAACAGAUAUCGUGUGAUAAGUCUUCACCAAAACAUUAUCCGUAAAACAUCUUUAUGAUAUGAUCCUUUUCUUUUCUUGUUCAGUAUACUUUCAUCAAGUGCUAAACUGUGGUUCCAUGGAAACCAGAGCUCCCCUUUACAUCCCUGGGUUUUGUGAGAUAAGCUGAUGUUGUAUGUAGAUUUAGUGAUGCUUUUUUACUUUUGUUUUUGAAUUUUUGGCAUCAGGUUUUCUGACAGCCAUGUCAUUGAUGAUGUACAGACGUAGUUUCAUGCGUUUCUAUGGUGAUCUGUUAUAUGGUGGUUGUUAGCGUGAGAACGUCAUUGUAGUGUAUGUACAUGAAUCCAUGUGUCUGUGUUAUAGACUUUUUAGGAGACAAACAGAAACUUUUGACAGUUUUUGGAAUGUCGUUUUUAGAUUUUAAUGUUAUCUUGGUGGUGUUAACAGAAGGCUUUUCACCUGUUCAUGGUAGUUUUGUACAGAAUCGUGUUUUACCUGUCAUUGAUGAUGUUCGUGGUCUUCCGUAUGUGGGACAAUGGAUUAGUUUUUAGUGGUCAAAUUUCUACAGACUUAUUUUACAUCAGUUUUCGAUAUAUACAGAUUUUUAUCUUUCUUUUCCAUUUGUUUGACCAGUAAAAAUUAAUGACCUAUUUCUGUAGCUCAUUGGAUUACACCACUGAAAAGCCAAUCCGGAUCUAGUUUAAUGAGUCAAUUUCAGUUACGGAGAAAUGGGAUUGUUUCUUUGAAUCACAUUAGUAAGAUCUUAUGGUUCCAGAAUGACAUCAAGUUACAUAAAGCCUUAGGCAUCUAUGUUCAAUGUUCAUAAUGAAAAUUGUACAGACAAAUUCAUUUUUGUAUUAAUGGUAGGGGGUUUGAAAUUUAUUUAAGACUAUUUUAUCAGUGAUAUUCGUUGUUCCAUCAAGAAUUAUGUAUCUCCUGUAAUUUAUUCAAAACAUCUGUGAUAUUGCUUAACAUUUCCUAGCUCCUAUCAUUAACACUCAAGUCAUAUUUGGAUCAUGCCAGGCAGGGCUCGUGUCACUGCAGGAUGUAAUCAGUUGAAAUUUGUUAUGGAUUUUAUUAUUUUUUUUGUUACGAUGGCCAGUUUCAAUCCCUAUUUGUAAAGAACCCACAUAUUCUUUGUACAUAUUUUUGAGUCACCCCAUGCUCUGUAACAUCGGAACAAACAGGAUGAGGUUGAUGCACCGAGUGUCCGUCGAUGUGAUCAGACACUUGUGUCGUAGCGAUCCAUGUGAUGGGCUCAGCACCAUGUCCUUGCAUAAUACACUUACCCAACUCCUCAUAGAUAAAUGAAGUCAUCUUCCUAUAUACUCUGUUUCAGCAAGUGAGCAUGUGUCAGGUUAAUGCUGGAGAUGUCGUUAAUGAUAAGAUCAGACUAUUUUUGGAUGAGUGUUAUAUAUUUCUAUGUACGUCAUCUUAAAGAGGUUCUUGUGAAGCAUCACACUCGACUAACCCAAGACUUAGGUGGCAGACAUUAGUUCAUAAUAGCUUGAGGAAGCAUCAAAAGUAAUGGCCAUUUAUUGCUAAAAAUGUGAUACAGCCAAAAGGUCAUUAAAAAUAUGGCAGUCCAACCUAAAAUCAAACUCAAAGGAUCAGGAAUAUAAUAUACUGGGUAUAUACUGGGUCAUCUAUCAUCAAAGCUAUGAGCCAUCCCUGCCUAAUAUCAAAUGAAUGACCCCCUUUAAAAAUCUGAUAGUCACAGUCAUGGCCAGUCAUCAACAUAUGACAAGAAUUUACCCUUGAAGAUGACAGUAAAGUCUUUUUUAUCAAGAAUAUUUCUGUGGCUGUCAUUGGAUUAGAUACUGCGAUCUCAAGUUUGAAUGAUAUUACCAUCAAAAUGAUCAGAUCUAUGUACAAAGUUGGUGUACAUAUGGGUUGGAAAUCUGCAGGGUCUUAUCUUCAUUCUUGUGAAUGAAUUAAUCAAAUUUUACUUAGGAACGGAAGCACAGAGGUCAUUCAGAACUUGGUGUCAAAGUUUUAGCCUCUGAUUUUCACAUCCAGAUGGUGCAGAGAUUUGUUUAUCCAACUUAGAGAGCCUGGGUACUUUUUCGAUUUGCUCUUUUUUCUUGGUGUUUUCUUGUACAGACAUUGACGGACCAAUGAAGCAGCUCAGUGCUCAUGUUGGAAUACCUCAUUGUGACGUGACGGUAGACGUAGUCAUGUGUCCUGGACACUCUACACAGCAUGGAAUAAUCUCAGAAUGAACCACCUCUCACAAACACUCCAUCCAUGUCGGAUUACGUCAGUACCAACUCAUGCUUGUGCAGGAUACUCAGCUAGUUGACAGCAGCAGGUUAACACCAUGUGUACCAGUGAAUGUUGUUUAUAGAUGUACAUACGAUUAGUCUCAGUGGUGAAGAAAUAUACCACUAACAGUCCAGUGUUUGUCAGCUGUGAACUAUCAUUGUCCGUUUCUAUCAAUAUUCAAGGUCAUCUUCUCAUCAUCAUAGUAAAUUGCCAUUUUUGAAUGAAAUUUGUUUCAAUUACUUAUGAAUUGUUUUGAAUGCUUGAUACUUCAACGUUUAAACGAGUGUGGUAAUGGUGGCAGUUACAGAAGGUAUGGUUUGUGAGUGUCCAAGUGCAGAAUAGGGUGUCAUUCUGAGAUUAGUCAUGAUGUGUUUACAGCUGUACAUUACUACUGUCAUUACUGUUUGUUAGUUGCUUGAUCUUCAAACACAUUGUCUUUUCUCCCUCUAACAUCCUGCAGGUGCUUGUAUUACAUGUUAGAUCAUGCAAUAAGACCCAAGCACAGUUUUACAUUCUGUUGAAUCAUGAGUUAUAAGGCAAUAACUGAUGAGCUGUGAGUUAUGAAGCAAUAUGUUGUACACUGUUAAGCUAGGAGUUGUGUAGCAGUAACUCAAGCCAUGUUACAAGCCAGGAGUUAGGAGGCUAGAACUCUCACAUGUUACACACUGUUCAGCCACAUGUUAUGAAAAGAUAUCUCAGAUAUGUUACACACCAUUUGGCCAGGAGUUAUGAAGCACUAACUCUCAAAUAUUAUACACUGUUCAGUUAUGAGUUAUAGAACAGUAACUGAGUUAUUUUACCCUUUUUUCAGCCAUAAGUUAUGAAGCAAUAACCUAAACAUGUUGUAUACUGGUGAAAUGACAAUGUAUUUGAAGACCGUAGUUCCAAGAUGUUAUGCCAUAACGUUACCUGCCUGUUUGCUGUUGUGUGGGUCUUCAUGAUUAUAAACUUUUACAGACACACAAAUGGUCAACACCUAUACAUGGCAUUUGGCCCCAAACAUCCUAUUUUUCAGUUUUCAAUCUGUCCAAUUAUCUUGUGCCUUCAUUUCAAGUAGUUAAAAUUUGUUAGUUAUAAUUAUGCAAAACCAAGUGCAAAUUAAAUCAAUACCUGUGUGAUCUAUGUGACAAGGUUCAUUAUGCAAAGCUUAUUUUUGGUUACCGAUCUUUGCUGUGGACAUUUGUCUGCAUAGAACAGUUACUGUAGCCAUUGACCAUGGUUAUUGUCAUAUUGAUUCUCAACAUUGUUUAACUGUGUAACAAACAUGUACCCACAAACAGGAAGGAUGAACUUCAGCAGCAAUUUGUUAGUUUCAAACUCUGAUUCAGAAAAUACAAACAUUUCUCCAAGUCUGUUGACAUUGAUUCCAUUUCCCAUGAAGAAACACAUCAAAUUUCAUGGACUGUAGAUAUACUUGAUGAACACAUCAGUUAUUUCCUGGAGAUGUGCCUUCUCUUGGCAGCAAGAGCAGCAAAUGAAGGUAUCAUAUGAUUCAGGAUUAGAACUGGAUCUUUGUAGUCUGUUCUGUGGGUACAUGUGUGACAUUUCAGAGUUAGAACGUUGAUGUGUGUGUGGUCCCACACUCUUUGUAACAUUCAAAGCAAGAGUAGAUUUUACGGGUAUCUGGUUUCUACCAUUGAAAGAAACUUCCAGGAAAUAGCAUUACAGGUUACGAUCAUACGUACAUGGUCAAGUUAGAACUCUGAAAUGUCCACAGUUUGCAUGUAUCUAGUUAAGUGUACAGUCUGUUUCCUAUAUUCCAUCAGUGCACUUGUUACAACACCACAUCACUAUAUCAUAUCCUAGGGUGGGAUUGAAGACCUGAACUUUCAGCAGGAUAGAAUUACAUUGUUGCUAUAGAAACAGGAAGCAGCACUAAAGCACCUUGUUGCUAUUGAAACAAAAAGCAGCACAGAAUACCUUGUCACUUCAGAAACAGAACAGAACUUGUUGCUUCCGAGAAGAUGAUCAGCUAGCGGAUGGAUGAAGUGUGGCAUCAGAGAUAAACAGCAGCAUGGAAAUAUGACUGUGCUGCAGAUUUAAAAGCAGCACAGAAUCAUUAGGUAUUUAUAACCUAGGUCAUCGAGGUAUAUAUAUCCUGUCAUUUUUGGUGUAUAUACACUGGGUCAUCAAGGUAUAUAUAGCCUAAGGUCAUCUAGGUAUAUACACUGGGUCAUCAUGGUAUAUAUAACCUAGGUCAUCUGGGUAUAUAUACCAUAGGUCAUUCCGGUGUAUAUACCAUUGGUUACCUAGGUAUAUAAAUCAUCUGGGUAUAUAACCUAGGUCAUCUGGGUACAUAUAACCUAGGUCAUCGAGAUAUAUAUUACCAAGGGUAAGAUAUGUAUGCUGAUACUUGAAGAAUGGACAUUGCACUGUGACUCAAGUUGUUGCACAUUGUGUUAAGGUUGACGGCAACUCAAUGAUUGUCCAAUGGAUUGACCAAACACUGACCAACAUACUCCACAACUAGGAGAAGGUCCUUGUAAAAUCUAGUGAAACAGUGUUCUGGUGCAAAGGUUAUUUUUGCAAGAAGUAGCUGCCUAGGUUUUGUACUUUGAUCGCUGGUCCAUAUUUAACCAAAUUAUUUUGGAUGAUUUGUUGUUUACAAGUUGACGGACCAUGUUGGUAGAUAAACAUGUUGAUGAUAACUGGCCCAUUGCUAGGUGUUCCUGGUAGGCUUACGAUGCCUAAAUGAAAUAAAAAGAUCGGAUCAUG